GUGGUAUAUAAAGUCUGGUUACACUGAAAUACGAAAAGCCAACUCAGCCAGAUUAAUAAUUUUCAAUUUUCUUAUUAAACUGAAAAAACACUUAAGUACUAAGCAAUGAGCCGAAGCAACGAAGAUGAUCCGAGCUCUGUGCUGUUUGAUGCUCGCAAUGAGUAUUUUGUAGGCAAUUUCAUGGGCUCUAUUAACUUCGUUCUUCCAGAGCAGAGCACGGCUGGAUCCGAACUUUUAUCAUAUAUGUAUCUCUCAUACCUGGCUAUAGAUUCCGGUCGUAUUAUUGCGUCCGACAUCAAGGAGACCGACUCUACACCCCUCAAAGCUUUGCGCUAUGUUCACGAGGCCUUUGAGCAACCGUCCCGAUGUGAAGAACUGCUGGAGAAGCUUACUGACAAGGUGGCUGGGCAAGAAGAUGAAACGAAUAUUUGGCAUAUAGCCACCGCCAUUGUCUACUGCUACGAUGGACAAUUCGAGAAUGCCCUGAAGAUACUCCACGGUUCAACAAACCUUGAAUCCAUGGCCUUGUCCGUACAAUGUCUUUUACGGCUGCAGCGUGUCGAUUUGGCCAAGCAGUUGGUGGCUAAAAUGCAGGAGAUAAGCGAUGAUGCCACUCUUACCCAACUGGCUCAGGCAUGGGUGGCCCUCAGUCAGGGUACAGAACAGAUGCAAGAUGCCUUCCACAUUUACCAAGAGUUCUGCGAGAAAUUUAAACCCACUCCGGCUCUGCUGAAUGGUCAGGCAGUAGUUCAUUUGGGUCUUGAGCGCUACGAGGAAGCAGAAGCUUGUAUACGCGAAGCUUUGCUGAAAAAACACAACGACUACGACACCCUAAUCAAUAUGAUGGUCCUAUCUCAUCUCACCGGCAAGCCUGUGGAGACCAUCACUCGCUACCUCGAGCAACUAAGGCAAUUCUACCCCAAAAGUGAAUUUAUCACAGAUUUGGACAAGAAGUCCACCGAAUUCGACAGACUGUGCCUACAGUAUGAGCAGCCAAGUGUGGCCGAGGAGAAACUUGUAUCAGUGUAAGAAAUUCCAAUUAUAUUCCGAUAUAUACGACCAUUAAAAUACGAAAAAAAUGAUUCUUUGAAUUACAAUAAAAAUUUA
Drosophila willistoni is the source of this 1107-nucleotide messenger RNA. RefSeq names its product coatomer subunit epsilon (gene epsilonCOP). The record is from RefSeq and is a predicted model, not a curated record. Gene Ontology annotation, biological process: retrograde vesicle-mediated transport, Golgi to endoplasmic reticulum; intra-Golgi vesicle-mediated transport; endoplasmic reticulum to Golgi vesicle-mediated transport. Gene Ontology annotation, cellular component: COPI vesicle coat. The coding region runs from base 106 to 1029 and encodes 307 amino acids. The transcript has a single exon. NCBI's taxonomy places the organism in Eukaryota, Metazoa, Arthropoda, Insecta, Diptera, Drosophilidae. Gene Ontology annotation, molecular function: structural molecule activity; protein binding.